This is a messenger RNA of Papaver somniferum (opium poppy), 1993 nucleotides long. RefSeq names its product probable transcription factor PosF21. The coding region runs from base 328 to 1605 and encodes 425 amino acids. Gene Ontology annotation, biological process: regulation of DNA-templated transcription. The record is from RefSeq and is a predicted model, not a curated record. The transcript is spliced from 4 exons. Gene Ontology annotation, molecular function: DNA-binding transcription factor activity. Gene Ontology annotation, cellular component: nucleus. NCBI's taxonomy places the organism in Eukaryota, Viridiplantae, Streptophyta, Magnoliopsida, Ranunculales, Papaveraceae.
AACCCAGAGGAGACAUCCCCUUUAUGCUCUUUUCUUCGUAUCAUCAAUAAAUUAUAAAAUUCCCCAUUUUUUCAAUUUUCUAGGGUUUUACAUAUUUGUACCUCCUACAAUUCAAUACCUUUUAAAAGAAAGAAAUCGAAAUUCACUGUCUGGGUUUCAAAUUCAAGGUAUAUAGAUUUCAAUUCUGCAAAAAAGGAAAGAAAUUUACGCGUUUACACCUCAGAUCUUUAGGGUUUCUGUUAUAUAAUCUGCAUUUUCUUACUGUUGUUUCUCAUCAGGAGCUUAAAGAAAAAUAUUGGGUUUUGAAUUUGAAGUAAGAAAAGUGUAAUGGAGAAAGAAAAAUCUCAAAACUCACAAAUUCACGGUGGCGGUGGCGGUGGCGGUGGUGGUGGGGGCUUACCACCUCCGUCAAUGAAUCGUUACACUGCAUUCCCUUCAUCUUCUUCUGCUGCAACACCAUCUUCAGUUUCAGCUGCCCCAUUACAACAAACAGCUGAAUUGGGUCAUCACAAUCACAAUUUUAGUAAUGAUAUAAGUGGAAUGUCAGAUUUACCAAGAAAAAAUCUAGGGCAUAGAAGAGCACAUUCAGAGAUUCUAAGUUUACCAGAUGAUAUAAGUUUUGAUAGUGAAUUAGGUGUUGUUGGUGGUUCUGGUAAUGAUGGGUGUCCUUCAGAUGAAACUGAAGAUGAUUUUUUUUCAAUGUAUCUUGAUAUUGAUAAAUUUAAUUCAGCACCAUCAAAUGAGAAUGGUAAUGGUGGUAGUAAUGUUGGACAAAGUUCAAUGUCGAAUUCUGAGAGUUUAGUGAUUGGUGGUGGUGGUUCGAGUGAGAGACCGAUGAGAGGUAGACAUCAACAUAGUGUUUCGAUGGAUGGUUCUUCAACUUUUAUUAAACCCGAAUUGUUAAUGGGGAGUGGUUCUGAAAGUGGUGGUCCUCUUUCGAACGAAGCUAAGAAAGCUCUUUCUGCUGCUAAGCUUUCUGAGCUUGCACUUGUUGAUCCAAAGCGAGCCAAGAGGAUUUGGGCGAAUAGGCAAUCAGCUGCUAGGUCAAAGGAAAGGAAGAUGCGCUACAUAUCUGAGCUUGAACGAAAACUUCAGUCUUUGCAAUCAGAAACAACUACGAUGACUACUCAAUUGGCCCUGUUGCAGAGGGAUACAUCUGGACUUGCGGCUGAAAACAGUGAUCUGAAAUUGCGCUUGCAAACAUUUGAACAACAGGCUAGCUUGCAAGAAUCCCUAAACGAGGCACUGAAAGAUGAACUGCAGCAUCUGAAGGUGUUGACAGGGCAAGGCAUUUCCAAUGGUGGGGGACCAAUGAUGAACUUCGGGGGGUCAUAUUACUCCAACAACCACUCAAUGCAACAGAGCGUUUUAACUUCUCACCAGUUUCAACAGCUUCAGAUUCAAUCUCAGCAGCAGCAGCCACAUCAGAAUCACAUUCAACUGCAGCAGCAUAUGCAACAAUUCCAACAGCAGCAACCAAGUGGUUCUGGGGAAUUGAAGAUAAAAGGUGGUGGUGGUUCUGCUGUGUCAUUGCCUAGCCAGAGGAAUGGUGGUGGUGGAUCAUCAUCCGCAGACAGCAGCAACCAUCAUUCUAUGAAGGAUUGAGGAGAAAAGGAAGGAUCCAUCCAAGGUUUUACUGGUGCAUGUUGAGAGAAUCACCUUCUCACUCUGUUUGUCCAGACUGCCUAGGAUUUAGGCAGUCAAAUCUUUUGUUUUUAAAUUAGGGAGCUUUUGUCUUCUCGGUUGAGCCAUCAUCCAUCGCCGGUGCUUGUCACCAUAUAGUUUUUGUCGUUCUUGUCUGCCCAGACUGUCUAGGAGUUGAUCAGUCGACUUGUAUUAUUAGGUGUAAGGAACUCUAUCGCGACUAUUACAUAGUGCAUAGUUGAGCAAGGUUGGUGUGAGUGCAUUACUCUACUACAUCCUUAUAAUAGUCUUGUAAUAAUAUAUUCGUAUGUUGAGGAAACAGUGGUGAAAUACUUCCCAAGUUUGUUUC